UUGACAUUGACUGUUUGUCAAUUGUCAAAUCCCUGUCAAGUGACCCUCGGUGUUUGUAUUGUUAUUUAAUCAGUAAUUAUUGUAUUAAAAUCUUAAUUUAAUUACUCCACAUUUGUUUAACAAUGUCUUUAAAUUUCUUGCUAAGUGCAGGCAAAGUAAAUUCCGUUUUUAAAGAAUUCGUUCGAAAUGCUAGUAAAAAGACUGGUGGUAGUACAUCCAAUACAAAUUGUAAGGUAAAGCCAAAGCGCAGAGGAUGGAAGGUACAAGACGGGCAUUUUGUUCAGGCUGGUCAUAUGUUGGCCACCCAAAGAACUACUAGGUUUCAUCCAGGACUGAAUGUUGGCUUUGGCAGAAAUGGUACACUAUUUGCAAUGGAAGCUGGCAAAGUGGUGGUCACCUGUGAAAAAUUUGACCCCAACUGGGAACACACUUGGGUGAAGAGAAUGUAUGGAGGCCGGGAACAACAAGUCAUUAUGAAGAAAUACUUCAAUGUUAUACCCCAACCUCAACAUCAGAGAUUUAAACUAGUUGAUGAAGUGUAAAAUGUUUUGUAAUGUUAUUUAGUUGUUAGGUAAUAUAAUUUUAGUUCAUUGUUUGAGUGUUUUUUUUAUGAGCACACAAAAAAGUUGACUAUAAUAAAAAUGUGAUCAGUAA
Spodoptera exigua (beet armyworm) is the source of this 654-nucleotide messenger RNA. The record is from the annotation of a GenBank genome assembly. Lineage: Eukaryota; Metazoa; Arthropoda; Insecta; Lepidoptera; Noctuidae.